UUAUGUUAUGUUUGUUACCCUUAUCAACCUUAAUAAAUCGAUGUCGUAGAAAAUUGGCACAAAGAAGUCUGCUUUCGAGUUGAAAAGGAUGGCCAUAUAUGUUAUGUUUCUAGGGGAUGUCUCUGCUCGCUAAUCGAUAUGCCAUAACAAUAGUUGUCAAGAUAACAAACGAAUUCAUUUACAGUUAUUACAGGAGAAUCCCGAUGACCGUAAUGGUUGACAAUUUAAAUGGUGAUACUUCUUACAGUGUUAUUUGAUCUGCAGAAAUUCAUGUGUUCGUUCUAUAAACAUCCAUACCCAUUAAACAUCAAAGAUAUAUUGACUGAUUAAUUAACAUCUAUUUGCAGGUGUAAAAUGGGUAACAGUGCAUCUAUGCCAAGUAACAGUCCCAGUCCAGUUUCUAAGCAAAAAUCGCCAGUUAAAAACGAGCGCACUCCUCAAACUACAGCACCUCGAAAAGGACAACAAUUUCAAGAGGUACAGCUCGCCCCUCCUGUUGAAGAUAAACGAAACAGUGAAAGCCGUGCAUCCCCAUCAACGAAUAGUUCGUCAUUGCCGAGUGACAACGCAAGCAGUCGAAAUACAAUGAGUAGCAGAAACACUAGUAGUGGAAAUGAUAAUGCGAGUAGCCGAAAUUCGGGAAAUGAAGCAGCAACAACCUGUGAAGGAGAUGAAAUAGUAUUUGAAACUUUUGUUAGAGAUGGUAAAGAAUUUCAGUGUAUGUAUACUGGUGGAAUGCGGUUUUAUUUAGACGAUUGGCAUUCUAAGCAAUGGCAGCCAUUUCCACAAAGAUGGUACAAGGAGGGUAAAUUUGUGAAUGCUAACGUACUAAAUGAUACACAGCCUGCCAAACAACAAACUACAGCAAGCAAUAAUACACAGAACAAAUCAGACCAACGAACGGAACAGCCAGUAGAAACGAGGAAAGAUGAUCGCGAGGGAAUAAUUUCUCAUCCAAAACGAGGAAAUAUUAGAACAUAUUUAUUUAAGGAAAAACAUUAUAUUCAUUGUUUCUAUGACGCAACAACUGGAGAAUGGAUGAGGUUACCUUUAGGUUGGGAACUACGUCACGCUUUAGUGAAAGAAAUGGUAGACCAGGUUGAGGAAGCAUUACCUAAUUGGAAGAAUCGACCACAUAUAUUAGCAUCAUUGAGAGCUUGUAAUUAUAAUCCGGAUGAAUGCAUAUCAUUAUAUUUACAUCUAGAAAACGAUGUGUGGUUAACUGCUCCAAAAACAUCCCAAGAAGAAAACACCCUGAAGAAUAAGAAUUUCGAAAUCAAGGAAUUAGAAAACAAAGUUAAACAACUGGAAACGGAGGUUAGAAAUGAAGGAAACCUUAGAAAAGAAGCAGAGAAUCAGGUUAUGAUAUUACAAGAAAAACUGAGCACACUAGAAGCUAAAUCGGGUAUGGCGGUUGCUCAAGUUGAAGCUAUGCAACAAACAAGACCAAGAACAGCACGACCGAAAACACCACAGGCACAGAAAACGGUGAUAGAAGAGAGGUUUCCUGUGGAAGAUUUGGAUGAACUCAAUUUGAAAACAACCGAAAUUCAUAAGAGUCAUUCACAAUUAAAACAUACAGUUGAGAGACAACUUGAUAUAUUCGCAACUACUGUUAGACAGGUUAACGAGGCUUUUCUUAAAUUGUCUAAAGUCGAUAAUUCUCAUAUGGCAGAACUUGAAGAAAUCAAAAGCUUAUAUCAAAAAGAAUGUUUGCAAAGAAAGUUAUUAUAUAAUAAGCUGCAAGAAUUACGUGGUAAUAUACGUGUGUUCUGUCGACCAAGAAAGGAUAAAAAUGUUCAAAAUUGUUUAGAUUUUUCUACAGAAAACGAACUUGUGUGCAGUAACAAAGACGGAAAUAAAAAAUCAUUUAGUUUUGAUAAAGUUUACAACACUAACUGUUCCCAAGAGGAGGUUUUUGCUGAUACUAAGCCCGUAAUUACAUCGUGUGCCGAUGGGUAUAAUAUAUGUUUGAUGGCAUAUGGACAAACUGGUUCAGGAAAAACAUUCACUAUGAUGGGUACAGAUUCUAAUCCUGGAAUUAAUAUACGGGCGUUAUCUGAAUUACUGUCAGUAUGUGCAGAAAGAGCUGAGACGAAAGAAUAUAACCUAAAGCUUUCGAUGGUAGAAAUCUACAACGAGACUGUGAUUGAUCUAUUGGCGGCUAAUAGUAAAACUGUUGAACUUCGAGCUGCUGGUAAUAAUUUUAGAAUACCUGGUUUAACAGAACUUGAUAUAACCACGGAAUCAGAAAUCAAAGAGGCAAUGGAAAUGGGUGAUAAGAACAGAUCUGUAGCUUCAACUAAAAUGAAUUCCACUAGUUCACGUUCUCAUUUAGUACUGAUGCUUACAAUAGAAGGCAAAGACAAAAUUAACGGGUCAAUAUCUAAAGGGGUGUUAACACUAUGCGACUUAGCUGGUUCUGAAAGAAUUGGUAAAACUGAGGCAUCUGGCCAGAGAUUAAUUGAAGCAGCUGCUAUUAAUAAAUCUCUAUCAGCGCUUGGACAGGUUUUUUCGGCUCUGAGGACUAGCCAAAUGCAUGUUCCCUACAGAAAUUCAAAACUAACGCAAAUUUUACGUCCAUGUUUAGGUGGAGAUGCAAAGGCAUGUGUAUUUGUUAAUAUUAGUCCAGAUGUUAACAACUAUCCCGAAACGUGCAAUACUUUAGAGUUCGGUGCAAAUGCUCGCCAGGUUGCACUUGGUCAGGUCAAACAGAACAUAAAGAAGGGUCGUGGUGGCAGUGGAGAUUGAAAAUAUAUAAUUUAUUUUUAUCCUAGAUUACACUGUAUGCAUGCUGUACUCUUUUAUUUAUUGCAAGUUGUGUGUUAAUUUGGUCAAUCGUAGGCUACACGUUGCAAUUUGUUAUAUCAUAUUCAACGAUUUGAAUUCGACCGGCAAAAUUUCAUUUACCAAAAAAUAUAUUUUUUGAAUAUUUUACUGAAAUGAAAAUGGGCUUUGACGUCCUACGGUUCUGUUCCGAUUGGGCUAAUGAAGACACAAUAUUUUAUUGAUCAUGGAAUAAAUUAUUUUUGUGAUACUUUUUCAAAAAAAAAAAAUAUUUUCCCAAUGGCAAUAAGUCCCUAAAUUACAAAAAGUCCCCAAGUUACUGGAUAAUUAUGUCUAUAUAUUUAUCGAAGUUCUAGCGAACAAUAAAAGUCCUUACGCAAAUCUAGUGAACAUUCCCCUUUAAGAUAAUUGGUCAGUUUUCUCACAUUUUGGCUUUUGAUUGGCAUACUGAGUAUGUUCAUAUAAAUAAUAUAUAUUUUAUAUAAUCAUCUGCAUGUAUAUAUCAUAAAUCAUUCGAUUUUUUUUCAUAUCAAAUGGAACUUGACCAAAAUCAUUUAAUGAGCAUUGGGAUUAAAUAUAGAAUUCAAAAAUCCAAUUUUGCACAUUGAUUUACCAGCAUAUGGUAAUUUUUUUAAUUGUCACAUGUGCGAUGCUAGAAAAAAAGGGGGCAGGGGUAUUUUGCUCGCCGUGAAUAUAAUCCUGUUUCGUUUCGUUUUUUAUAGUUCAAAAUUUCGUUCUACCUGUCUUUACUACACUAGGAUCCGGAAGAGUUGUUAUAUAUUCCGCCUCCUGGUUGAUGUGAGGGAUUAACCAAUGAAACGGUCUGUUACGGCGAGGUCUUGGCGCGCUGUGUACUGAACUGUGGGUAUCCCACUAGACACAUCAACGCUGACUGGUUAAUCAGAUGUCUGACGUCAUAGGUUAAAAGUCAGCCGUGUGACCCCUGACACAACCUUCCAUUGCAACCGAUCAGAUCUUCAUGUAGUGGAGGUCAUCGAAAGUAUAAAAAACGAAACGAAAUAUUGAUCUUUAUUUUAAUCAGAUUGCCGUGAAUAUGGACUUAAUGUGACAAUUAUUUCGAAUGGCCUAAAGUUCGGGCUUUUUUAUGGCUAUAAAGAUUAAGAUCAUCGGAGUGUUCGAAAAGUCAAGAUAUGGCAUGGAUUUUUAUUUGAAGAUAAUAGUGAUAUAAUUACCAGUCGGAAACCAUAAUUGUGAUAUUAGGAGUUAUUUCCCUUAUUUUAAAUUUUACCCAAGACGACCACACAUCCUAAGGCGUGUUCAUUCAUCUUAUUAAUUAAAUGACAUGAAAUGGGGUUUAACCAUGGAAAGGUCCAUGGUUUAACGUACUACUUUUCUGCACCGACUAGGCUAAUGAUGACGGGGCCUUAUAAAUGAAUCGUGUUGUAAUUGAAUAGUCCACCAAUAGUCGCCAUCGUUAAAGAAGCAUAAAUUGUGUGCAUUUCAUGUGUGAUAUCUGUAUAUUUUGUGAUAUGUAUAUAGGCUAAUGAUAUAUUUCAACUGCUGAUUUAAAAAUAAAACGAAUAAAACCGCCAAUAUCUCCGUCCAUUAUAUAAUGUAUAAAUAGUUAAUUUAAUAUGUAGAUGGCUAACAAUUCUGUCCGUUAUAAUGUGCACAUUAACUAACAGCUCCGCCUAUUCUAUAAUAUGUAAGUAUCUAAUAACCCCGUCUGUUAUAUUUGGGUGAGACAGCUUACAAUUCCGUCCGUUGUAAAGUAUAGAUAGCUAACAAUUAUAUCGCCUGUGUAGAUAGCUAACACAUUCUCCCAUUAUAUAAUGUGUAUAUAUAGCUGUAAAUAAACCCGUCCGUUACAAUGAUAAUGUGAUAAAAUGGCCACUGUAGGUAUAAGCCACACCAUUUGGAAAUUCUUUUAUUAUUUUUAAAAUCGUUUACGAAUAGAAAAAGUGAUUUCGACUAUUGUUGUAUACAUUAUUUAUUUCAAUAUUUUUUAUGUUGAACCUAUUACUUUCUGGUCUGCUUUCAUUCUGACACUUGUCGUAUGUUAUGCGUUUUGUGUUUAUCAUUCAUCUUUUAAAAUUGUAAACAAAUAUAUGUUCUAGAUAGUCUGUUAUGUAAAGCGCCUCGAAAAACUUCGGUGAAGACAGGACUACAUAAAUGUUUUACAAUAACAAAUAAUACUGAAUAAUGUUUUGUAUAUUAUGUAUGCCUAAUACUUUACUUAGAAAAAUGUCACGGCUGACAAAUAAGUUACGUAGCCAAUCUGGGUGCCCACUCGGCAAACCUCAGCAGAUUCCAGUACCCUACAUCUAGAUGUAGAGUAACGGAAUCAGCCGGGGUUUGCCGAGUGACUGGGUGCCAUGUCAAUCAGGAACAACCAUCUGAGCCUUUUAAUGAAAUGACCUUCUGGUUUAUUGUUUAAAGGGUAUUAGGUAAGAUUAGAUAUAUAGCUGACAGUUCUCGCUAUGAUAGUUACAAAAUAAAUAAUGAAAAGAGAAUAUCUUGAAAAUUUGUGUUACAUUACUUCAUUCUGCAGAACAGUCAUUACUAGCGUUGUUACGAUAAUAAACAGAGAACUGACAAUCGUGUUUAAAUCCAUUGAAAACCAAAACCAUCCGAUGGUCUACAGAGUUGAUUAUGGGCUUGACAUGUGGAUAAAUGUCGAUAUAUAUAACAUUUGAGGCCAAACAGGCAGAUUUAGCUCUUAAAUAAUGCUUUUUUUAGGGGCAUGCGUCUAAUUAUGUUUUCCAAAUGGUGUGGGUCAUACAUUAUAGUGCCUAAGUUAGUUGUUUGUAGCAAUGCUUUAAGUUACUAGUAUAUGUGCUACAUGUAUUUUGAAUUAAAUUAACAAAAUUAUUGCUAGAGCGAUCUUAGAAUUCUGUAUUAACAUUGGAGAUAAAAUAAAUAUGGAUGUUAAUUUAAAUUUUCUCAAAACCAACCAGAAACGUGUAUUUAUUAAAGGAGCUAAAUCUCUAAAUCAGUAUUUUUCCAUAAUAUUUGAAAUUAAAAAACAAUAUUAAUACUUAUUAAAAGAGCGAAAUCUCUAACUUCAUAUUUUCUAUUAUAUUAAAAAUCAAAAACGCUAAUUAGAAUUCAAUAUUGGUCAAAUUCAAUCAAUUUUGGUGUUGUUAUCUUGCCGUGAAAAUAUAGGGUCCUAAUAUCCAAUGUUUAAAACACAAUUAACAUUUUAUAGUCAGUACACAAGUCGUGUAUUCUAUGGUUUCGGGUGCCAUCUUGUAAUGAAAAAAUAAAAGCAUAUCCUACAAGACAAAGUGGAAGUAAUUAGUAAAGGUUGAUUCACAAACGACAAAAUAAUAAUUAAAAAAAAUGUGUAGAAUGGACUAAGCUUGCGUAAUCCUCUGCCGUUCAAUUUGAACUGUUCAUUUAUUUCACCGAACAUAAUUGAUUAGAAAUUACAAUAUUAUUUUCGAAAAUUGAAUAUAAAUCACCAUUUUCGUCUAUUUCAAGGUACCAAAAAAUAGAGCCAUACGCCCUUUAAAAAUACAAAACAAAAUGGCGUCUAUGAUAUUUUGAUGAUUUAUUGUACCAUUUUAAAAGCUACAUUAUAAAACCAAUCAUGCGUUGAAAUAAUUUAUGGCUUGAGCUUGAGACACUCUCAAUUGGAUUUACCUCCCCUUAGCUACAGAUCGCUUCUUGAAUGUGAAUUGUUUUUAUAAUUGCGAAAGGUAACGAAGGCUGCUGUUCUGAGAAAUUGUUGAGUACUUAUCAAAACAGAUAUGGAUGCUGUAUUAAAUAAGAAAUAAAGUUAUUGUUACAGUUUA
Patella vulgata (common limpet) is the source of this 6545-nucleotide messenger RNA. RefSeq lists its product as uncharacterized. NCBI's taxonomy places the organism in Eukaryota, Metazoa, Mollusca, Gastropoda, Patellidae. Bases 355 to 2751 code for a protein of 798 amino acids. Gene Ontology annotation, molecular function: microtubule motor activity; microtubule binding; ATP binding. The record is from RefSeq and is a predicted model, not a curated record. Gene Ontology annotation, biological process: microtubule-based movement. The transcript is spliced from 19 exons.